This is a messenger RNA of Rhagoletis zephyria (snowberry fruit fly), 1788 nucleotides long. The record is from RefSeq and is a predicted model, not a curated record. NCBI's taxonomy places the organism in Eukaryota, Metazoa, Arthropoda, Insecta, Diptera, Tephritidae.
AUGGCCGAAGAUUUUGACGUCGAAGCGAUGCUGGAAGCGCCGGUCGACUUCGGCAAGAAGGAUUCGGGACUGGGCUCUCUGAACGGAGGAGACACGUCUCCCUCUACCACACACCAGGAGAAGAAUGGCACCAAGGAGUACAGCAGUGAGCGCGACAAGGAGAGAAAGAGGCACAAGAGGCGAAGUCGCAGCCGCAGUCGCGAUCGAAAGAAGCGCAGCAAGCGCAGUCGAAGCAGGGAAAAGCGUCGUCGAGGCGAAAGAGGCGAAAAAGGAGGAAAUCGAAGUUCAAGUCGGUCGCCUCGAAGUCGAAGUCGCAGCCACAGCCGUAGCCAGAGUCCUCUUCCUGCUGCAGCUGCCGCUCGAAACCGAAGCCGAAGUCGAAGUCGAAGUCGUGAUCGCGCAGUUGAGUCGCGCAGCGGUCGCCGGAGUCGGCGGUCGAACAGCCGCGACCGUCGUGACGAUCGGGGUCGAAGGCAGCAGCGAAGUUUGAGUCGCGACCGCUACGAUCGGCGAGACCUCUAUGGAGGCGGAAGGAGAGGAGGAGGAGGAGGAGGCGGUGGCGGCUACUACGACCGCCGAUCGCCCACACCACGCGAAGACCUGCCCAUUGAGGAGCGCGAUCAACGGACGGUCUUUUGCAUGCAGCUAGCGGCCCGCGUCCGCCAGCGCGACAUUGAGGAGUUCUUCAGCAAGGUGGGCCGCGUCCGCGAGGUGCGCCUCAUCAUGGACAACCGCACCCGCCGCCACAAGGGCAUCGCCUACGUCGAGUUCAAGGCCAUCGACUCGGUGGGCAAGGCGAUCGCCAUGACGGGGACGCGCCUCUGCGGCGUGCCCAUUGUCGUGCAGCACUCGCAGGCGGAGAAGAAUCGGCUGGCGGCGGCGAACGCCUCCACGAAGACGACCCCNCGAAAUGGCGGCGUCGGAGGAGGAGGAGCGGGAGCGGCGGGAGGCCCUAACGGACCGAUGAGCCUCUACGUCGGCUCGCUGCACUUCAACAUCACCGAGGAUAUGCUGCGCGGCAUCUUUGAGCCCUUUGGCCGCGUGGAGAAGAUUGAGCUGUCCCGGGACCCGGAGACCGGCCGCUCCAAGGGCUACGGCUUUGUGCACUUUAGCCUGGCGGAGGAUGCGAAGAAGGCGCUGGAACAGCUGAACGGCUUUGAGCUGGCCGGCCGGGCGAUGAAGGUCAACUACGUGACGGAGAAGGCCGGUGACUCGGGAUGGAACAAUGGCCUCCACGGACCGGGCGCCUUCGACUCGGACGAGAUCGACCGGGGCGGCAUUGAGCUGGGCGCCGCCGGGCGGCUGCAGCUGAUGGCGAAGCUGGCGGAGGGCACCGACAUUGAGCUGCCCAAGGCGGCGAUGAGCGCCCUUCAGAUGAGCUCCUCCUCGGGCGUGGCCGUCGCCUCCUCGAAUGGCGGCUCCUCGACGCUGAUUCCGCCCAUUGCCACGCAGUGCUUCCUCCUCACGAACAUGUUUGACCGGCACCAUGAGGCGUCGGCCAGCUGGCCGGAGGACAUUCGCAAUGACGUCAUUGAGGAGUGUCGCAACCACGGCGGCGUCCUCCACGUCUACGUCGACCAGACCUCCGACGAGGGCCACGUCUACGUCAAGUGCACCUCCAUUGCCUCGGCCACCGCCACCGUCAAUGCCCUCCACGGGCGGUGGUUUGCGGGUCGCCUCAUCACCGCCGCCUUUGUCCCGGUCAUCCACUACCACAACCUCUUUCCGGAGUCGGCGGUCAACACGACGCCGCUCAGCUCGGUGGACGCUGGCGGUGUCAGCAUCUAA